AUAAUUUAAAAGUGGUGUGAUUUGACAAAUAGAAAGUCAUUUAACAAAUAUGAUAUGGAACUUGUUAAAAAUUGUAAAAAUCAAAAAUAAUAUUGAAUUCGACAACAUUUGUGUAAGACGACCCUCGAUAAUGCCACCAAGAAAACGUAAACGCAAGGAUUCUUCUACCAGCAGGAAGCCACCCCUUAUAUUUACAGAAAGUCCGAUAAACAAACGCCACAACCUCCCUAGUCCAGUCUUUAGUGCAGACUUUCCUAUUCAAGCUAGUGUUGUACACAUAGAUGACAAUCUUCAGAUUCCAUGGGUUUCACCUCAGUUCCGUGGGAAAGCAUUAACAAUGGAGCAUGGUAUGUCUAAGAGGACAAGACGAUCCCGGAAACCUUCAGGGCCAGGCCCAGUAACCAGAAAGAGAAACAACUCAAAGGAAAACCUUACCAGCAAGCCAAGGCCUCUACCUAAAGGAAUGAUACCUUUAGCUUUUAUUGAUAAUCCAAAAUCCCUCGAAACGAUUUCCAUCAUCGAAGAUGUAUCGAUCGAGGAUUGUGAUAGCGAGAAAACACAAACUCCAAAGACUAAAUCUGGCGCAAAUGGGAUUCAUAUGUCUCGUUAUAUAUCCCCAAAUGGAAAUAUUAUACCUUGUAUUGGAGCAAGGGUAACUCGUUCAAAAACUAACAAAAUAUGUCCAGUUAAUGCGAAGAGCAAUAAUGAGGAGAAUGUUAUUCAAAAUGAUGGAGAUAUCAGCACUGAAGAUAUUGAAAGUGAUACUGCAGAUGAAAUCGAUACCAAUAAAACCAAAAAACCUUGGGCUUUAAGACACAAUAAAUCUAAACCAACCACACCAUCUUUAUCCCAGCUCAUUCGUACACCUCCUUAUAUGGGCAUAUAUACAAAAACUAAACCCAGAAAUGUUCAAGGUGAAAUUGAAAUCACUGAUAAACCACCUUUUAGUGAUGAUAGUAUAGAGGACAUUGAGGUGACCACUCAUACUACUGAUACAGACAGUUCUCCAUUAUUUAUGACGCAAAAACGCCCAAAAAGAAGAACUAAACAAGGCAAACGUUUAUUCCAAAAUUCAAGAUCAGAAUUGUCUAGUAAUGACUCUUCAAUAGAAAAUAAGGAUUCAGAUGCUGAUCUUCCCAAUAUCAGAUCUAAAAAGAAAACAUUAACUUUGAGAAAGAUAAGCUUUAUAAAUAAUUCAACAAAUGAAAUUCAUAAUCAGUCGAUCACAGAUAUCGAAACAGACAGUGAUGGUUUAACUCCAAGGCGUAGAUCUUUACGAUUGCGUCGUAAAUAUUUGCAAUUAUUUUCAAAGGUGAUUGGCUCUCCUCAUACCCCUAGUCAACGUCCAUACAGCAAUAUUCUUGCCCAUGACACCCCAGAAAUACAUUAUGGAUUGUCUUAUCGGGAAAAGCAACUUUUGGGAUUGAUUGACAUUUGAUAUUUAGGUUAUCUCUAAAUUCCUACACAUCUAAAAAUAGUAGUGAAUCUUCCAAGUAUUAAUUAAAGUGACCCAACCUCUUAAUUUAAUAAUUUACACUUUCUUAUAAAUGAACUCUGAUACAAAUAUUAUCUUCUAAAAAAACAUACUAAAGGGCACAAAUAAACUGUCUUGAUAUGGUUGCUAUAACAAAUUGAGCUAUUAACAAAA
This is a messenger RNA of Owenia fusiformis, 1648 nucleotides long. The record is from the annotation of a GenBank genome assembly. Lineage: Eukaryota; Metazoa; Annelida; Polychaeta; Sabellida; Oweniidae.